AUGACCCAGCGCUUCACCUCUUCUGCAUCCUUUCUUUGUGUCAGUAUUUCUCCUGUGUUCCUACUUCCUCGGUCACUGUCCCAUCGAACGAUCUCAAUCACAAAAUUGAAAGGAAAAAAUGACCAUAGAAUCACGUCUGUAAAGACAUUUGUUUUUUUUCUUUCCUUUCCUUUUCGCUUUUUCUUCUUCUACUCUUUCGUAUUUUCCGUCUCUCUUUUACGCGUCUUCUGUAUUUUUCUUCUAUUCUCAGGUGUUUUCUUCUUCUUUUUACUCCUACUGUUUCUUAUCUUUCGUCUCUUUUUCCAUCAUCUCUUUCGGAUUUUCAUUUUCUUUUUAAUUCUUCAAUUCUCUUUCAAUUUCUUUGUUUUUUUCUUCUACUCUUUGGUAUUUUCCUUCUCUUUUUCUUUCUUACAUUUUUCCGCAUUUUCAUUCAGUAUUUCCUUCUAUUAUUUCGAAUUGUCCUUCUCUAUUUUCUUCAACUUUUUUUUUUCAAUUUUCUUUUUUUCUAAAUUCUCCUUUCGUAUUUUUCUUCACUUUGUUCUUCUUUCAGGCUUUCGGAAUUUCUUUCACUUUCCUUCAAAUCUUUUCGCAUUUCUUUCACCUUUUCCUUCUUCUUUGUCAUAUUUUUCUUCUACUAUUUUAUAUUUGCCUUCAUUAUCUUUCUGCGCUUUUGUAUUUUCUUUCUCUUUUUCCUUCUUCCAUUCUUUCGUAUUUUCCUUCUCUUUUCCCUUUUUCCAUUCUUUCGUAACUUCUUUCUCUUUUUCCUUCUUUUAUUCUUUCGUAUUUUCUGUCAAUUUUUCCUUCUUCCAUUCUUUCGUAUUUUCCUUCUCUUUUCCGUUUUCCCAUUCUUUCGCAUUUUCCUUCUUUUUUUUCCUUCUUUCAUUCGUUCGUAUUUUCCUUCUUUUUUUCCUUCUUCCAUUCUUUCGUAUUUUCCUUCUCUUUUCCUUUUUUCCAUUCUUCAUUAUCUUUCUGCGCUUUUGUAUUUUCCUUCUCUUUUUCCUUUUGCUUCUUUUUCUUCAUGUACACAUUUCUAUUUUCCUUCAAUUUCAUUUUUACUCUUUUGUACUUUCCUUCUUUUUUCUUUAUCAUUCUACUUUUUCUCUUUCUUUUUCUCUAAUUCAUUUACUUCCCCCCACACACAUCACACCGUUUCCUUGCGUAUUUACUUUUCCCUCUCUUUCUUUCUCUCUUUCUUUACUUCCACAAACGGCUUGCUAG
Acanthosepion pharaonis is the source of this 1218-nucleotide messenger RNA. The record is from the annotation of a GenBank genome assembly. Lineage: Eukaryota; Metazoa; Mollusca; Cephalopoda; Sepiida; Sepiidae.